GUUUCACUGACCUCCGCAUUGUCAACUCUGACAGGGUUGAAAGGAAUGACUCAUAUCAGUACUAAUAGUCGUUGCACUUGGAACAUCGGUCUAUGGUGAGCGACGUUGAGGUGGACUGGUUCUCAGUGGCUGAAUGAGAAACGUGUUGCACAAUAAUACAUGCACGAUAAUUCGUCAGCAGUGAUCGCAGCCGGCGUGAUCGCUCGACGACGACAUGGCGACUGUCAAAGUAACAGAGCAGAAGGUUAUCCUGUGUGGCGAGUACGGCGUCGGCAAGACGUCUAUAUUUCGGCGCUUCGCCAAUAACACGUUCGUCGCCAGUAAUGAUCGUAAGUCAACACUGGGUCUUGACAACAUCGAUAAGGAAUAUGUUGUUGAGGACAGACGAAUACGUUUACAAUUAUGGGAUACUGGCGGUAUGGAAAGAGUGGCAUCGGUUACUUCAAGUUAUUACAAGUUUGCAGAAGCUGCCAUUCUCGUAUUCGCCCUGGAUAACUCAACAUCGUUUCAUUUAUUAUCCCAACAUUUGCUGGACAUAGUUACGUAUGCAGAAAAUGCAAAGAUAUUCCUUUGUGGGAACAAAAGUGACUUGGAGAGCGUUGCGCCACAAGUUACGGAUGCAGAGAUGGAGCAAUUUUGCGAACAAUGUCACAAUCUGAUUUCGGGAAUAUAUAAAACAUCAUGUAAAACUGGCGAAGGAGUAAACGAGAUGUUUGAGGAUAUAGCGCAACAUCUAGUUGAAGCUAAUCGAUCGCGAAUGGAGCUCCACGAGAUGGACAAGGAUCGAUUUAAGAUCUCGUACAUCGAUGAAGCAGCUGAUCCAUCGUGUUUAUGUUAAUUGACUGAUAUUUAUAAUACAUGACACAAUCUUGGAAAACUCUUAAGAUUAUAACGCAAUGCAAGAGAAAGGAGCAAACUUUUUGUAUCAAGCACUUACUCGCAAGUGACUUUACUAUGAGGAAAAAAUCACGAAGAAAGAUGGGAGGAAUCCACCAGUGUGAUAUACAAACAUAUUUAAAUAGGAUUAGAUCAAGUUUAAAAUAACGUGAUGGUAACAAUUUUUUCAAAUAAAAAUUUAUUACACCUCGUCAAUCAUUAAUUAACUAGAUUUGAUCUGUUGUGAUUUAAGAUCGGUAUCAUUAAACAUUAUGAUUAAUAUACGUACUACACAGCUAGGUUUGUAAAGCGCGAGGCACUAAUGUUGAGUCCACUUAAUAGUUUUCAAAUCGAUACCAUCUUCCACCAUCUCCCACAAUGGGCUGCAAAAUAACAAGCAAGCAAAGAUUAGAGUUUCGGUGCUUCUCUUAACACUCGCGUAACAUUGUCGCAGCUAGUAGAUAUGCGUAGAGACAAAAAAUGGAAAUGAUCUCAUCUUUCAUGAUCGUACGAAACGUCCAACGAUAAAAUUGUUCCCUCCGUGAAACGAGAUUACAAAUUGACGCCAAAGUAACGCAUAUGUAAGUCUAAAGUGGAUCUUUAGACUACGUCUCGCAUUUGAAAUAAACGUUUUUAUGAUAA
Molecule: messenger RNA, 1518 nt
Organism: Linepithema humile (Argentine ant)
Lineage: Eukaryota; Metazoa; Arthropoda; Insecta; Hymenoptera; Formicidae
Gene: RabX6
Product: RAS oncogene family member RabX6
Biological process (GO): vesicle-mediated transport
Cellular component (GO): Golgi cisterna; trans-Golgi network
Molecular function (GO): GTP binding; GTPase activity
Source: RefSeq, a predicted model, not a curated record